ACCUCUUCCAGGCUAAUCACCCGGGCUGGACCCAACUGACUGUCUGUCUGUCUGUCAGUCUGUGUCAGGUCAAUGGGAGUGUUUUGUUGGUUUUUGUGAUUUUGGAACUUGGACUGAAAAUUCGGGAUGCCGAGGCGCCGGCCGCCGCCGAGGCCGAAGUUGACGUUCAGCGAGGAAGAGCUCGACGAUGAAGAUUCACGGGAGAAGCCACAACAACGUAACGCCGCCAACGCCCGCGAGAGAGCGCGCAUGCGAGUCCUGAGCAGGGCGUUCUGCCGGCUGAAAACCACUCUACCCUGGGUACCACCGGACACCAAGUUGUCUAAGUUGGACACCCUGAGACUCGCCACUUCCUACAUCGCUCACCUGAGAGCCGUCCUCUGCCUGGAUGACGAGUCAGACGAGGAUCACGCCAAAAACACAAUACAUCCUCUCAACCUGACGUGGCCCUUCAGCUUCCAGCAAGGCCUGAAUGCAGGAAACCCAUCGCCCAGGUCUCCCUGGGAGUUGUCGCCGCCCCCCGAACGACCGAGGGGAGGUCCUGACCCCCCUAGCCCCCUCGAGGAAUCUCCCACCUUAAACACCCCUGCUCACUACCAUCUGGGGUACCCCCAGGCGUACUCCGACGCCCUUCUUCAGCUGGGAUAGCGCCCUAUCUCGUCUGUGUUUCUCGCUACACGUAUACGGUGCUAUAGUCCCCUCUACCAGCCAUUCAGAAAGUAUACGAGAGUUAUAAAUACCGUGCAAUAUUAUUUUGUAUAAGGACUAAACUAGAUAGGUUAGUUGUAUGGUUCUUGAAUUUUAUUUACCGUACGGAAUAAUAUUGUGUACGGACUAUUAUAGUAUACAAUGUGUUGCUUGCUGUCAGGUGAAAAUAGAUUGUUUUAAUACAAUAUUACUUUACGGUGAAAUAAGACUGUCAGAUGUUUAGUGAGGCUAUGCUAGUUAGAUAAGUAUUAGAUCAGAGAUAGAUACUCCUCCUAGUGAACAUGGACUGGCUUCCUUUACCUACUACCUUUUUGGAUCUACAAUACCCCGAUAUUAGCCUACAUGAAUAGUUUAAUUUUUUUAAGUGGUCAAAUUAAUUAUUAAAACAUUUUAAAAUGUGAUCCAGAUGUUUCGAUCAUUAAUAUAUAUAUGUGUCUUGAUCUUCGAGGUCUGGUAAUUUAAAUUAUCUGGGUAUUAUUAUCAGGUAUUGAAACAUUAACAAAUCGUGAUUAUUAUGAAUAAUUAUUGAUAAGAGUAGAAGCUUUAAAACUGUUGUUAUCAUAUUUUGUACUAAGACAAUCCUUAUUUUGAGGCAAUUGACAUUUUUAGCGUGAAUAUGACUCAAUUGAGGCAACAACGUUACCUGGCUGCCCAAAUAAAUGUAAGUUCUCUCUCUGAGGGAGAGAACUUACAGGUCAAAUAAAUUAUAAAUUAACUGCAGUAAAAACCAAAUAAUUUUUUUUAUUUUAAAAUUUAUUUCAAACACAAAUACAUUCGAGUUAUUUAAUUAAAAAUUAAGCUCCCUCUCACCAAGCUCACAAUUAGGAAGCACAGAAUUUUGCACAUAGUCAUUUCAUCAUUAACAUGAAAGAUAGUUUAACACAGAACUAUUUCAUAGUACCGUAUUUGUUUGCUUUUCCAUAAAUAUCUUGUGCCCAAAAAAUUAAGAACCUGUUUAAGUAGGAUGUAGGUUGUAGGAUGUAGUAUGCCUAUUCUAAAUUCACAUGUUCAUUCGAAAAACUGUAUAUGUAAAGAGUCCUGUUUUGACCCUUACAAUAUGCUCUAGAGAGGUUACGUGUGUUUGUAACUCUUUGGAUUAGUAUAUUGAAAACGUAAAGUAACUGGAUUCAUGUAAAUAUUUUUAAUUGUCAAAUCGGCGAAUUGUCCUGUUACUAUUACAGAUUAUUUUUCAUUUAGUACAUAGUCCUGAUAUAUAAAAUUGUAAACAAAUAAAUAGUCCAUAAGUCCUACUGAUCGUAAAUACUUGCUUCAUAUACAUUCUAAUAUUUACCUAACCAAAAUGUGCCAAUGUUUAUAAGGGUUUACGAUGACCGAUUAUUUAGGGGAAGUUAUGAAUAGUAUAAUUAAGUAAACGAUAUUGUAUUUAUUUAAUGUCUAAAAGAAAUAUAGUCUUGUGAUGUACAUAUUUUAUUCGAUGAAUAUAGAAUUAAGUUUGUAAUAAAUCACUAUUACUGUG
Molecule: messenger RNA, 2185 nt
Organism: Homalodisca vitripennis (glassy-winged sharpshooter)
Lineage: Eukaryota; Metazoa; Arthropoda; Insecta; Hemiptera; Cicadellidae
Gene: HLH54F
Product: transcription factor 21
Exons: 3
Coding region: 127-648 (173 amino acids)
Biological process (GO): developmental process; regulation of transcription by RNA polymerase II
Molecular function (GO): protein dimerization activity; DNA-binding transcription factor activity, RNA polymerase II-specific; RNA polymerase II transcription regulatory region sequence-specific DNA binding
Source: RefSeq, a predicted model, not a curated record